UGGCGGGGCUGCUGGAGGCGGAGGCGGAGAGGCGCGGGGGAGUCGCGGGGGCUGCCGCCACGGCCGCCCGGGAGAUUUUAAGACUCCAGGGCCUUCUAGCCGUGAAUAAUCUGAUGGUUCCUGAAGUGACUAGGCAAACAGAUGCUUCUCGUGCCAGUUGAAGAAUGUGUGUCUAUGUAUAUUUAAAACCUUCUUUCUAUACAUACACAUUUACACGGGAAGACAGGCUCAUUCUUGUGUACACUUGAGAGUUUUACAACUGAUGAAAAUUAAUUUAAGAAUCACAUUGAGCAACUCGACACCACUGGGCUCAGGAGCCUAGGGAGAAAAAUACAUCACUUGUGGCCAGUUUUCCAUAUGGUCUUCACGGGUAAAGAAAGUCUGCAAAAAGAAGAAAAAAAAUUUGCACAGAUUAAGCCUCAAAAAUACCUCUCCAGUUUAAAGAAGGAACGAAGUGAGAAGGUGACUAAGAAAGAAGCGUGAUUUGAAACAUUGCAGUGGGAUCGUGCAGUGCUUUCUGCACUUUUGUUUUUCAGUUGGUUUGGUGAUUGGACAGACUUUAAAAUUCUGGACUGAAAAGUAACUCUUAUGGUGGUUAUGGCUGGAGGAAAGCAAGUUCAGGUCUGAUGGACAAGUUUGAACAAUGAACUGAUUCCUUUGCUUAUUUUAGUUAACUGUAUUUAAGAAAUUUUAAUUUAUUAUUUCCCAUUUCCUCUCCUGCAUCUAUAGGAUAGUAUCUUAAAAGAGCAAUUGAAACAGAUGAUUACAAAAUAAAUAUCAAGGAAAAUCCAAGCAAAGCUUCCUUUCCCCUGGACUACAGGUGUGGUGUUUGGAGACGGUCUCUGUGCACACAGGAAAGCACCCACCAGCAACACAUGAUCACUCUCCAGGGAAAUAGUGAGGGGAGAAUCCGACUCUGGCUUGUGUUUUUGUUUCAAGAGAUUAUCUUCCCUGUUGAGUCCAAGAAGACUUGCCUGUGAGAGAAAGAUUACUUGAUGGACUUAAUUCUGAGAUUAGUUUUUUUCAUCAAGAUGGAAAAAUACUGAUCUUUAGGACAGAAAAGAGGAAAAAUAAUUAGGGGAGUGAGAAAGGAGGCAGGCGGAAGAAACAGAAACCUGGAGCGUGGCUCUGUUUUGUCAGCAAGAGGCUUUAGGACUCACCCAAGGCAAAUGCUGGGACACUUUAAGAGCAUCAGAACAUCCUGCCUCUGUUGAGUGAAGGGGCUUUCUUUCUAGCCUCUAUGGCACUGAGGGGUGCUUCAGCCGGCGGAGGAGUGGUCCGAUGGAGCCCUGCGUUCCCCAGGGACACAGGGCCAAGCUUUGAGGUGGGGUGCUUCUGGUUCUGAACAGCAGAGAAAGAGUCUUUUUUUCUUCCUAAAAUUUGGACUGUUGUCUGCACAAACUCUGAUCUGUUUUGCACGGUUUGUGUGCCUUUUUUUCCCUUUAUGCAAUCUUUUUCAGCUUUAGCAGCAGAACUUUGUCUAGUUCAGAAAACAUAUUAGAGGGUGGCUUCAAAAGAAAGAUAAUCUUGUGUGUUCUGUUUCUGCAUCCGAACUUCUGAGGAAGAAAUUCCAGCUAGAGGGAUUCUUAAAGCCUUAAGUUACUUGAAAUAUAUGUAUUUGCAACUCUUUGUCUCUGGAAUCAUACUACACUAAACUGGAAUCUCAGGCUGAAUGAGAAUAACCAAGUUGAAUAAAAAGAAGAAAACUGUUUCUUGAUCACCACUUACUAACGAUGCUCUUUCUCCAAAGGAUCAGCAUGUUCUUCCUCUAAGGACUUGAAAAUAAAAAUGGACCCCAUUUUUUUAAGCAUUACCUUUUCUUAGCAGACUGCCAUCCAUCUUUUAUAGAGGAAUUUUUUCACUAUGCAUUUGGUGGAUCUUUAUAAAACACUGACCUUCUAAUUAGAUUCAGGUCAGUCUUAAUUAAAGGGGGAAAAAAGCAACGCAAGCCAACCACAAAAAUAAAUAAACCAAUGAAAGAAAUUGGUUUAAAUUUCUCAGCAUUGAGCAUUACUUUUUAAGUAAAACAGUUCAUUGAAAAAAAGUAUGUAUGCAGCGGUGGAACAUGGGCCUGUGCUUUGCAGCGACUCCAACAUCCUCUGCCUGUCCUGGAAAGGGCGCGUCCCCAAGAGCGAGAAGGAGAAACCAGUGUGCAGGAGGCGCUACUACGAGGAAGGCUGGCUGGCCACGGGCAAUGGGCGCGGAGUGGUCGGGGUGACUUUCACCUCCAGCCACUGCCGCAGGGACAGGAGUACUCCACAGAGGAUAAACUUCAACCUGAGGGGCCACAAUAGUGAGGUUGUGUUGGUGAGGUGGAAUGAGCCAUACCAGAAACUGGCCACAUGUGAUGCUGACGGAGGAAUAUUUGUGUGGAUUCAGUACGAAGGCAGGUGGUCUGUGGAACUGGUCAACGACCGAGGGGCUCAGGUGAGUGAUUUCACGUGGAGCCAUGAUGGGACUCAAGCGCUUAUUUCAUACCGGGAUGGGUUUGUCCUGGUCGGUUCUGUCAGUGGACAAAGACACUGGUCAUCUGAGAUCAACUUGGAAAGUCAGAUCACAUGUGGCAUAUGGACUCCUGAUGACCAACAGGUGCUGUUUGGCACGGCCGACGGGCAGGUGAUCGUCAUGGACUGCCACGGCAGGAUGCUGGCCCACGUCCUCCUGCACGAGUCUGAUGGCGUCCUGGGCAUGUCCUGGAACUACCCCAUCUUCCUGGUGGAGGACAGCAGCGAGAGCGACACGGACUCGGACGACUACGCUCCUCCCCAAGAUGGCCCAGCAGCGUACCCCAUCCCGGUGCAGAACAUCAAGCCUCUGCUCACUGUCAGCUUCACCUCGGGAGACAUCAGCUUAAUGAACAACUACGAUGACUUGUCACCCACUGUCAUCCGCUCAGGGCUGAAAGAGGUAGUGGCCCAGUGGUGCACGCAGGGGGACUUACUGGCAGUCGCUGGGAUGGAACGGCAGGCCCAGCUUGGUGAGCUUGCCAACGGUCCCCUUCUGAAGAGUGCCAUGGUCAAGUUCUACAAUGUUCGUGGGGAGCACAUCUUCACACUGGACACACUUGUGCAGCGCCCCAUUAUCUCCAUCUGCUGGGGCCACCGGGACUCACGGCUUCUGAUGGCAUCAGGACCGGCCCUGUACGUGGUACGUGUGGAGCACCGGGUGUCCAGCCUGCAGCUGCUGUGCCAGCAGGCCAUCGCCAGCACCCUGCGGGAGGACAAGGAUGUCAGCAAGCUGGCCCUGCCACCCCGCCUCUGUUCCUACCUCUCCACCGCCUUCAUCCCCACCAUCAAGCCCCCAAUUCCAGACCCCAACAACAUGCGAGACUUUGUCAGCUACCCCUCGGCUGGCAGCGAGCGGCUGCACUGCACCAUGAAGCGCACGGAGGACGACCCGGAGGUGGGCGGCCCGUGCUACACGCUCUACCUGGAGUACCUGGGUGGGCUCGUGCCCAUCCUCAAGGGGCGGCGCAUCAGCAAGCUGCGGCCAGAGUUUGUCAUCAUGGACCCGCGGACAGAUAGCAAAUCAGAUGAAAUCUAUGGGAAUAGCUUGAUUUCCACUGUGAUCGACAGCUGCAACUGCUCAGAUUCCAGUGACAUCGAGCUGAGUGACGACUGGGCUGCCAAGAAAUCUCCCAAAAUCUCCAGAGCUAGCAAAUCACCCAAACUCCCAAGAAUCAGCAUUGAGGCCCGCAAGUCUCCCAAGCUGCCCCGGGCCGCCCCGGAGAUCUCCCGGUCUCCUCGGCUGCCCAUGCGCAAGCCCUCCAUCGGCUCACCCAGCCUGACACGGAGAGAGUUUCCUUUUGAGGACAUCACUCAGCACAACUAUCUUGCUCAGGUCACGUCUAACAUCUGGGGAACUAAAUUUAAGAUUGUGGGCUUGGCUGCCUUCCUGCCAACCAACCUCGGUGCAGUAAUCUAUAAAACCAGCCUCCUGCAUCUCCAGCCGCGGCAGAUGACCAUUUAUCUCCCAGAAGUUCGGAAGAUUUCCAUGGACUAUAUUAAUUUACCUGUCUUCAACCCAAAUGUUUUCAGUGAAGAUGAAGAUGAUUUACCAGUGACUGGAGCAUCUGGUAUCCCCGAGAGCAACCCGCCUUGCACCGUGAACAUCCCCAUCGCACCGAUCCACAGCUCCGCUCAGGCCAUGUCCCCCACGCAGAGCAUAGGGCUGGUGCAGUCCCUACUGGCCAAUCAAAACGUGCAGCUGGACGUCCUGACCAACCAGACGACAGCCGUGGGGGCAGCAGAGCAUGCAGGUGACAGUGCCACCCAGUACCCAGUCUCCAGCCGGUACUGCAGUCCUGGUCAGGUGAUUUUUGGAGGCGUGGAAAUGGGCCGCAUCGUUCCAAACCCCCCUCACCUGUCCCUGCCGCCACCGCCACAGGGGCCCGUGCAGAUGCCCACGGUGAGCCAUGGAGACCGCGACCAUGAGCACCUGCCAAAGUCAGCCAAGACCCUGAGGCCAGCGCCACAGCUGGCAGCUGAAGGGGAUGCCGUGGUCUUUAGUGCCCCCCAGGAGGUCCAGGUGACAAAGAUAAACCCUCCACCCCCAUACCCAGGAACCAUCCCUGCUGCCCCCACCACAGCGGCGCCCCCACCCCCUCUGCCGCCACCGCAGCCUCCGGUGGACGUGUGCUUGAAGAAGAGCGACUUCUCCCUCUACCCCACGUCAGCGCAUUACCAGACCCCUCUGGGCUACGAGAGGAUCACCACCUUUGACAGCAGCGGCAACGUGGAGGAGGUGUGCCGGCCUCGCACCAGGAUGCUGUGUUCCCAGAACACCUACACUCUCCCUGGCCCGGGCAGCUCAGCCACCUUGAGGCUCACAGCCACCGAGAAGAAGAUCCCUCAGCCCUGCACCAGUGCCACCCUGAACCGCCUGACCAUCCCUCGCUACUCCAUCCCCACGGGGGACCCACCCCCAUAUCCUGAAAUUGCCAGCCAGCUGGCCCAGGGGCGGGCCGCUGUCCAGCGACCCGACAGCAGCCUUAUCCACGCCACCCUGCGGAGGAACAACCGAGAGGCUGCGCUCAAGAUGGCCCAGCUGGCCGACAGCCCGCGACCCCCCCUGCAGCCCCCCGCCAAGCCCAAGGGCGGGCCUGUGGGGGCGGCGGCGCAGCUCCCGGCUCGGCCCCCGCCCGCCCUGUACACCUGCAGCCAGUGCAGCAGCACAGGGCCGGGCUCGCAGCCCAGCGCUGCCCUGGCGCACGCCAUCAGCGCCUCCCCCCUGGCCUCCCAGUCCUCCUACAGCCUCCUGAGCCCCCCCGACAGCUCCCGCGACCGCACCGACUAUGUCAACUCGGCCUUCACAGAGGACGAGGCCUUGGCCCAGCACUGUCAGCUUGAGAAGCCCCCGAGGCACCCCCCACUGCCUGAAGCUGCUGUCACCAUGAAACGGCCACCCCCUUACCAGUGGGACCCCGGGCUGGGUGAAGACAUUUGGGUUCCUCAGGAAAGGACAGCACAGACUGUAGUGCCCAACCCCUUAAAACUGUCUCCUCUGAUGCUAGGUCCGGGCCAGCACCUGGACGUGUCCCGAGUGCCCUUUGUCUCCCCCAAGUCUCCCGCCAGCCCCACUGCCACUUUCCAAACAGGCUAUGGGAUGGGAGUGCCGUAUCCAGGAAGCUAUAACAACCCCCCUCUGCCCGGAGCGCAGGUUCCCUGCUCUCCCAAAGACGCCCUGUCCCCAACACAGUUUGCACAACAGGAACCUGCUGUCGUCCUCCAGCCAGUGUACCCACCCAGCCUCUCCUACUGCACCUUGCCCCCCAUGUACCCGGGAAGCAGCACGUGCUCCAGUUUACAGCUGCCACCUGUCGCCUUGCACCCGUGGAGUUCCUACAGCGCUUGCCCGCCUGUUCAGAACCCCCAGAGCACUGUCUCCCCCAAGCCACACUUGGUGGUAGAGAAGCCCCUCGUGUCCCCGCCACCCCCAGAUCUCCAAAGCCACAUGGGCACAGAAGUGAUGGUAGAGACCACCGACAACUUCCAGGAAGUCCUCUCCCUGACAGAAAGCCCCGUCCCUCAGAGGACAGAAAAAUUUGGAAAAAAGAACCGGAAGCGCCUAGACAGCCGGGCAGAGGAAGGAAACAUGCAGGCCAUCACUGAGGGCAAAGUGAAGAAGGAGGCUAGGACUUUGAGUGACUUUAAUUCCCUUAUCUCUAGCCCCCGCCUGGGGAGAGAGAAGAAGAAAGUGAAAAGUCAGAAAGACCAGCUGAAGUCAAAGAAGUUGAAUAAGACAAACGAGUUCCAGGACAGCUCCGAGAGCGAGCCGGAGCUGUUCAUCAGCGGGGACGAGCUGAUGAACCAGAGCCAGGGCAGCAAGAAGGGCUGGAAGAACAAGAGGACACCCCGGGCCGCCAGCGAGCUGGAGGAGUCCCGGUGCCGGCGCGCCAGCGAGAAGGAGGACGGGCGGCUGGGCAGCCAGGGCUUCGUGUACGUCAUGGCCAAUAAGCAGCCCCUGUGGAACGAGGCCACCCAGGUGUACCAGCUGGACUUUGGAGGGCGCGUGACCCAGGAGUCAGCCAAGAACUUCCAGAUCGAGUUGGAGGGGAGGCAGGUGAUGCAGUUUGGACGGAUUGACGGCAACGCCUACAUCCUAGACUUCCAGGCCCCCUUCUCGGCCGUGCAGGCCUUCGCGGUUGCCCUGGCCAACGUGACGCAGCGGCUCAAGUGAAGAGACCGGCCUGGGGAGGACGGAGAGGCCGAGGGGCUUUUCGCAGAGGUCUGGCUGGAGACGCCAGAGCGGCCGCACGGGCCUGCGAGCUGGGGGACCAGAAGACAACAGCGAAGCUGGAAAGGCCUGUCACGCUCAAGGAGAGGGCACUGACCUUCCGUCGUCUUUAUUUGGGCUUUAUUAACCUUGGUUGUCUUUCUUUCCUUAUUCGGUAGAGCGGCAUUUGGAAGCAAAGGUUGCAGGGCACCUGGUGUUCUUCGGGAGAUGUAGCGUGGCCGUGGUAACGUUCUGUGUUUGCUUCUGUCAGUGACCGAGGCAAGGGCCCUUCAGAAGGAGACAGACUGCCUUACAGCCUGCUGUGCUUUCAGACAGGGCGCGCGUGACACCUAGCCUUUAUCACUCCUCCAUCACCACUAGGGUGAAAACAAAAAAAUUCUAAAAACACAACCAAAAAUCCUGAUAUCACUUGGUUCUCUUGGGGAAGGGGAGGGACAGCAGUGUAUUCACAUAUACUGUGUUAUUCCCCGGAAAGUAACUUGCUUAACAAAGGGUAUUUGGGCAAAUGCACUGUGUUUCACUAAUAGGAGUAGGCUCUUUCAGGGGUGCUGUCGCUAGGUAUAAACACGAUUUGCUCAUUGGUGACAUUGGGGAAGGGAUGAUGAGUGAGGAGGGAGCAGCACAGAGGGACAGGCUCACACACCGAGGACGGCUGGGCGACUCACUUUGGGACACAGUAGUACAAGGGCUACGCUCGUCUUCUGAGGGGGUUUACGUUGACAGACUCCACUGGUUUCAUCGUAUGUCCAAGUUCCGCAGAUCAGUGGAGACCAUUCAGUGUGAUUGACUUUGAGAGAAGCGGAGACUAAAACGCAAAGAUCUUCCUCAGAUAGUGCGGUGGUGAGUCCCAAGCCGAGACGCGGCCUCUGUCUCUCUGCCCCUUUUAUAUUUUAACCUGGAGCAUGUCGCUGUAAACAUCUUUCCCAUUAGAUAUCACUGUUUUACACUUUCUCUUUUUGAAAGUAUGGACAAGACUUGAUCUGAAGCCACUCCUUGCCUCGUCUUGGCUACAUUAAAAUUCAAUUGACUAGAAGUGAUUUCUACCAGAUUAGAAAUGUAACCAAAAGAUUUUUAAGUAUUUGCCAGGGUAUUAAAAGAUAGGGUAUGGUCAAAUCUUUGACAAAAGUUUCAUGAUCUUCUCUAAGGGGAAAAAAAAGGUUGUUUAUUAACCAUACAGACUGUUUACUGAGGAGAGAAACCACUGAGAAAAUGUUAAAGUUACCUGUGUUAACUUUACCUGAAGUGUUAAAGUUACCUGUGUUAACUUUACCUGAAGUGUUAACUUCAGGUAAUUGGUGGACCACACUUUAAUUGCAAAAAGAAAAGUCUACCUAGCAUCUCGUUCCCGCCUCCCAACACUGGGCAAUAUUCCAGCCCUGACGACAAGACCAGUGGAUGUUUCAGGUAUUCAUACUUGUGGUGGUGUUUAGGGCAGGGCCAAAGGAAUUAUCUCCUGGUUUUGGGUCCUGAAUUUGGAUUUUAUUUGAAAACAGACAAGUGGAAAAUACCACAAAAAAGUAUUUUCAAAUUUAAAAGUUUUGUUAAUUCCCUGUUUUGGUUUAAAAAUUAGAAAAGAAACUGGGCCAUUUCUUUCCCAGAGCAAGGUGACGUUACUUACCAUUCUCUCUGAACCCCAAAGAAAUAUCAACCAGGUUUUUAAAUAUGGUGACAGACAUCUCCCAGCUAACACUUGAGUUUCUCAUUUUGUAUUUAGAAGUAUUGGGCCUGGUUUUUUGGUGGGCACAUUCUUCCAGAAAGAAUUUAGCAGUGUAUUCAGAAUUUUCUAGUUCUUUUAUGUGAGUUUCUGUUGCUUGAUACGGUGUGUCAGUGCUUAUUAUUAGUUGUGCAAUAAUAGUUACAGCCUAUUUCUAAAAUAAUUUAAAUGCAAUUCUCCUGUUUUAUUGUCUAUGAGAUAAUUAUUUAUCUUGCUUUUCAUAGUGUUCUUAGGAAUUAUUUUGUUACUAUGUAUUGGUGAGUUAUGCCCAUUUUAUUAUUUAUUUAGAAAAAUGGUAUCUUUGUAAUGACUUACUUGGUAGCAGUAUAUUUUGCUGCAAGAAAUAAAGAGGAUAUGAUAGAA
This is a messenger RNA of Lemur catta (Ring-tailed lemur), 8812 nucleotides long. RefSeq names its product TUB like protein 4 (gene TULP4). Gene Ontology annotation, molecular function: protein binding. The record is from RefSeq and is a predicted model, not a curated record. NCBI's taxonomy places the organism in Eukaryota, Metazoa, Chordata, Mammalia, Primates, Lemuridae.